UCACCGAUUUACUCAUAUAUAAAUCGAAUUUCUCAUAUAUUCAUCAAAACCCUGCCAAAGAUGAAGACAUUUGUAGCAUCCAUAAUUCUUGUUCAUGCUUUUCUCCUAUUUCUUUCUCUACGAAUUAGCCAAUGCAGGGUUUUUCCAAUGGAUGAAAAACUCAUUGAAAGCACCUGCAAACAGACUCCAAACUUUGAUCUUUGUGUCUCCUCUCUCAAAUCAGAUCCUAAAGCCUCUACUAAAGAUGUUCCUGGUUUGGCCCUCAUAUUGGUUAAUAUGAUGAAAACCAAAGCAACCGAAACUCUGAACCGCAUCGAUAGCUUCCUUAAGGGAGGUGGUACGGGGGGAGCCGAAGAAAAGCAGGCAUUGGAUUCUUGUUCUAGCAAAUAUGGUGCCAUUUUGAAGGCUGAUGUUCCUGAAGCCAUUGAAGCUUUAACCAAUGGAGACUAUAAAUUUGCAGAAGAUGGUGCUUAUGAUGCAGCUCUCGAGGCUAAUAGUUGUGAAAGAGGUUUCUCAUCAGGAAGUUCACCUCUGACUGCUAUGAACAAAGACAUGCAUGAUGUGUCUGGUAUUACUGCUGCUAUUGUUAGGAUUCUGCUUUGAUAGAUUGAUACUUUGUUUUCCUUACAGGUCAUGAUGUUUUCCUUGGUUAAUAAUAAUAGUGU
Molecule: messenger RNA, 665 nt
Organism: Ziziphus jujuba (common jujube)
Lineage: Eukaryota; Viridiplantae; Streptophyta; Magnoliopsida; Rosales; Rhamnaceae
Product: cell wall / vacuolar inhibitor of fructosidase 1
Exons: 1
Coding region: 61-603 (180 amino acids)
Biological process (GO): negative regulation of catalytic activity
Molecular function (GO): enzyme inhibitor activity
Source: RefSeq, a predicted model, not a curated record